ACGUAUUUUUCUCUGAUUUUUUUUUUUUUUGUCGAAAGAUUGAUUCGCCGUUAACAACCACAGCCCAUGUGUCUCUUUGCUGGAGGGUUUUUGUAGGGUUUCUCAACUCUUUCUCCACUACGCCUAUAGAAAAUUGUACUAUAUAACUAUACAACACCCGCUCAAAGAGAGAGAUUACCAAAUGGGUUCUUUAAGAAAUGGAACAGAGACGGAAAGAUGCGGAGAAGACGAAGAAGGAGAGGAGCCAAUACUAAAGGAACAGAACCAGAGAUUUUGUAUGUUUCCCAUCAGAUAUAAGCAACUUUGGGAGAUGUACAAGAAGGCUGAGGCCAGUUUUUGGACAGCUGAGGAGGUUGAUCUUUCCCAGGAUGUGCAGCAGUGGGAAACUCUGUCUAUUUCAGAGAAACACUUUAUAAGCCAUGUAUUGGCAUUUUUUGCUGCAUCUGAUGGGAUUGUUUUGGAGAACCUAGCAGCAAGAUUUCUGAGUGAUGUUCAAAUUCCAGAGGCCCGAGCAUUCUAUGGAUUUCAAAUUGCAAUGGAGAAUAUUCAUUCUGAGAUGUACAGCUUGCUUCUAGAGACGUACAUCAAGGAUUCAAGGGAGAAACAUAGGUUGUUUAAUGCUAUUGAAACAAUUCCUUGUGUGGCUAGGAAGGCAAAAUGGGCAUUGGACUGGAUUCACAGUUCCUCAUUGUUUGCAGAGAGACUUGUUGCUUUUUCUUGUGUUGAAGGAAUCUUUUUCUCAGGAAGCUUCUGUUCCAUUUUCUGGCUUAAGAAAAGGGGCUUGAUGCCAGGUUUGACAUUCUCAAAUGAGCUAAUUUCCAGAGAUGAAGGCCUGCAUUGUGACUUUGCUUGCCUUCUAUACAGUUUGUUGCAGAAGAAACUUGAAAAGCAAAAGGUUGAGCAAAUUGUUGCUGAAGCAGUGGAAAUUGAAACUGAGUUUGUGUGCAAUGCCCUCCCUUGUGCACUGAUAGGCAUGAACUCGACACUUAUGAGCCAGUACAUAAAGUUUGUUGCUGAUCGUCUUUUGGUUGCUUUAGGUUGUCAGAGGAAGUACAACGUGGAAAAUCCCUUUGAUUGGAUGGAAUUUAUAUCUUUGCAAGGGAAAGCAAAUUUUUUCGAGAGAAGGGUAGGAGAUUAUCAGAAGGCAUCUGUUAUGUCGAGCCUUCAAGAUGGUGGAAAGAACUUCGUCUUUAAAAUGGAUGAAGACUUUUAGUCUGAUAUGGUGCAAGUCCUAUGCUGAAAAAAUGCAUCAAAAUUUUUUGUUACUAUUCUUUAUGGUGACCUAUUUGUCUUUAGGCUACAAAAUUUGCAAGUGAUCUCAGAGGAUAAGGGGUAAUUGUUUAUUUAUCUUGGGCUGGCUUUAAAACUGUCGUUAUGUACAAUCAUUUUGGCUACUGCUAGUUUGUGUAUGUUAUAAUUAGGUUAUGUAAAAGGCAUUAUAUAUGAAUUCUAAAAUAUUUUUUCCUCGAGGUGGAAAUGCGUUUCUCCUCGUCUUGCUGCGCGA
Molecule: messenger RNA, 1504 nt
Organism: Manihot esculenta (cassava)
Lineage: Eukaryota; Viridiplantae; Streptophyta; Magnoliopsida; Malpighiales; Euphorbiaceae
Product: ribonucleoside-diphosphate reductase small chain A
Exons: 9
Coding region: 182-1213 (343 amino acids)
Biological process (GO): deoxyribonucleotide biosynthetic process
Molecular function (GO): oxidoreductase activity
Source: RefSeq, a predicted model, not a curated record